Messenger RNA from Octopus sinensis (East Asian common octopus), 1300 nucleotides. RefSeq names its product glycosylated lysosomal membrane protein. The transcript has 6 exons. Gene Ontology annotation, cellular component: lysosome. The record is from RefSeq and is a predicted model, not a curated record. Bases 110 to 1270 code for a protein of 386 amino acids. NCBI's taxonomy places the organism in Eukaryota, Metazoa, Mollusca, Cephalopoda, Octopoda, Octopodidae.
ACGAGGCGUACACCGGAUCGAGUUGACUGUCAGCUGACAGAGAUAUCUGGAAACGAGGUUAAAAGCUGACAAGUGUCUCGGAUGUCUCAGCGCGCACCUGGCUGCAAUUAUGGCUUCGCAAUUACACUUCGGCCUCCUGACAACCGUCACCUGCUUCUUUACCUUGGUGGUCCUCUCUCAUUCAAGAAAGAUUUCCACUGAUAUGAAUUGGGGGAAAAGCUGCCCCAAGAAUGUCACUUUGGCCUAUACAAAAGCUGUUGGAAAUAAAGACACUCUCCAUUAUGUAUACAGUUCUGCUGAGCUAAUGUCUCUAUUGGCCAUAAAGACUGUAAAGGAUGCUGAGCUGCAACUCAACUGUUCAGAAAUGCCUCCAUCAGUUACUCUGGAAUCACCUACAAGUGAAAUUUACUCAUAUGGCAUAAUAUUUAAUCAGAUUAUAACAUAUAAUGACACUGGUGAUAGUGCAAAUCUUUUGGAUGCAAACUUCACUGGAUGGCAAAAUUACUCCACAGGAGAUAUGAUAUGGAAAAUUUCACAAAACAAAUCUAAACCAGAUGAUAACUUGGUUGUUUUGGAAACUUUUAGGGGUAAUGGAAGCUUUCAGUUUGAUUUCCAAGUCAGUAACGAUGCUCGUCAGACGCAACUUCCUCACUUGCAAUUAAAUGAUAAUUUGACUCUCGUGGGAUUCAGCGUUGAUGGGGUUCCUGCAGAUUUUGUUAAUUCACGUUUUGCCCUCAAUACCACCUAUAUCUCUUCUUAUCAAAGCAAAUUUGACGUAAACUCAGUAAAGUCAUUAGAUGAUGAAUAUACUCCUGGUGUAUUUAAGGUCACUACUUGGUCCUCCCAUAAGAAAUCCUACCACAGUUUCAUGCAAUGGAAAGCUGUCUGCUAUUUAACAGAUGAAUAUGAACGCAAAGAUUCCACUGCGGUUCAAGUCUAUCAGUUAUGGAAUUCUACUGCUGGUGCUGUAAAUGAGAGUGUUGCUUAUAAAUUCUUCAAGAUGAGGCAUGAUAUCUCCAUGCAAAGUACUUAUAUUUCUUUUGGUUUGACAAAUGAUGCAAAAUAUUACAACACAACACAGUUUAUUUCUUGGUUUUUCAUAACUGGCUUUGGAGUGGCACCAGUAGAAAAAAUUUCUGUAACAGCAAUCAUCAUUAUUGCCGUUGGUCUUGGUCUUCCUGUGCUGCUAAUAAUCUUGGGUGGAGUCUUCCUUUGCUGGAGAAAACGAAGGAGCGACUAUACACCAGUUUAUGGAACAAUUUCAACUUAAUGAGAAAUUCUAAUUAGAACAACAAAAAAA